CCAACUUUCACUGUUUCACGUAACUGCGUUUACAGACUCCAACUCCUCCAUCAAGAAACUUGACAUCCAGUUCAGUUUCUUGCACACAAAGAAGUGUCUUUUUUGGUUUUCAGAGACACCAUUCAUAUAAAGACUCUUAACUUUCACAUUACUUGCAUUCAUACACUUGGGUUCUGACUCAAUCAAGAAUCAGCAAGUCCACCAGGGUUUCUUAAGUUUGUUGCCGAAAACUUAAGCCGUACAAGUAUCUUUUACUCCUAAUUCUUAUAUAAACUUCGAGUAGGUGAACCAAAGCACAAAACCAUAUAACACCCGCCUUCUCUUUCUCCCACAAGAUUCUAACUUGAUCAUCCAUAUACUGAUCAGAUCCUCAUUUGAUCAAGUAAUCGAAAAAGACAGCAUUAGGGUUGGGUUUCUUUGAGUUUCAGAAGGGCCUUUUGUGUUGUUGUGGGUCAUUUAGGUUUUCAAAAGGGUGAUUAGAAGCAGAUUAAGUAGUUAAAAAAGGCAAUGGGGUACCUUCAAUCUUCAAGUGCAAGCACUGGUGCUAACUCACACUUGUACUCUCAAGCACUUCAAAUGAAAUUAUACCAAGCAUUCAUAUUUUCUAUCCCCAUACUCUUCUCUAUAAUACUUUUUCUCUUGUUUUACUUGUUCUACCUCAAAAGGACUUUUAGUAGCACCCAUUCUUCAUCUUCUUCUGCAUCCAUACUCCCUUCAAGAAAUCAAGAUUCCUCAACUCUCCCUCAAUAUAGUGAAAUGGGAUUGAAGAUAAACCUUGAAGACAGGCUUACUGUGAUCUUGUUCGAUGAAGAUUUAUACGCGAAAGAUUCAAUGUGUUGUGUUUGUUUGGGGGAAUUCGAGAUGAAUGAGAAGCUACAUCAAAUACCAGCUUGCCAACAUGUGUUCCAUGGUGAUUGCAUACGAAACUGGAUCCAUUCGAACACCACAUGCCCACUCUGCAGAUGCUCAGUCAUCAGUGCCGCCGCCAAAGACGGCCACCACGAGCCGCUAGUGGUUCCUGAUCAACCAACCACCGCGAUCAACCUGAGCUCAAACCCACAAGGGGUUCCUUUAGAACAUAGUGUGAUCAUAUUUGAAGGGUCAUCUAGUUCAAGUAUGGACGACAACAAGUUGUGUCAUCCAAUUGAAGAAUCCGUUGUUGUCACUGUUCGAAUCCAUGAUUCUUGAUCUUUCAUUCAGGGAAUUUUGCUAGAAGGGUAGAAUAGUCAUUAGUCUAGAUGAAUUUAUACAUCAAUGAUGUACCAAGUGUUAUCCAAGUUGUACGUAUAAGAUGACUCAUGUUGGUAAUAAGCCAUCUUUUUUGUAAGUUGGCAGAACAA
This is a messenger RNA of Cynara cardunculus var. scolymus (artichoke), 1340 nucleotides long. RefSeq names its product probable E3 ubiquitin-protein ligase RHA4A. Gene Ontology annotation, biological process: protein ubiquitination. Gene Ontology annotation, molecular function: transferase activity. The transcript has 3 exons. Lineage: Eukaryota; Viridiplantae; Streptophyta; Magnoliopsida; Asterales; Asteraceae. The coding region runs from base 508 to 1188 and encodes 226 amino acids. The record is from RefSeq and is a predicted model, not a curated record.